UAACCCAGAUCUUGUCGCUCCAAAUUGAAGUCUCUUCCUUACAGCUGAAAAGACCCAGAAACUCCUACCUCUCGAGAUUGGGGAGGGGGGAUCCCAGCUCUGGAGAAGGAUCAUGCUCAGUGGGAAUCCGAGGACCAGAUACCUUCUGUGGGCACUGAAAACCAGCCUACCCAUGCCUAUUUCCUGUGAUGGAUGAAUCUGACAUUAAUGUGAGUUCCGGGGAGGGUUUCACAUAUGCAGAGAAGAUUGGACUGCUCAUCUUUCUCUCUGCAGUCAUCCUAAUGGCCAUACUGGGAAACCUAUUGGUGAUGGUGGCUGUGUGCAGGGACAGACAACUCAGGAAAAUCAAAACAAAUUAUUUCAUUGUUUCCCUGGCCUUUGCGGAUUUGCUUGUUUCUGUGCUGGUCAUGCCUUUCGGUGCCAUUGAACUGGUCCAAGAUGUCUGGAUUUAUGGUGAGAUGUUUUGCCUGGUCCGAACAUCUCUAGAUGUUCUACUCACCACAGCCUCAAUAUUCCACCUGUGCUGCAUUUCACUAGACAGGUACUAUGCCAUCUGCUGCCAGCCUUUGGUCUAUAGGAACAAGAUGACCCCACUACGAAUCACCCUGAUGCUCGGAGGCUGUUGGGUAAUCCCCAUGUUUAUUUCUUUCCUCCCCAUAAUGCAACGCUGGAAUAACAUUGGCAUAAUAGACUUGAUAGAGAAGAGACAGUUUGACCAGGACUCAAACUCCACCUACUGUAUCUUCAUGGUCAACAAGCCCUAUGCUAUCACAUGCUCUGUGGUGGCCUUCUACAUCCCUUUUAUUCUGAUGGUCUUGGCCUACUACCGCAUCUACAUCACCGCCAAGGAGCAUGCCCGCCAGAUCCGGCUCCUGCAGAGGGCCGGAACUCCUGCAGAGGGUCGCCGAGAAACCCCCGAUCAACACAGCACUCAUCAUCGCAUGAAGACAGAGACCAAGGCUGCCAAGACCCUGUGCAUCAUCAUGGGCUGCUUCUGCCUCUGCUGGGCCCCAUUCUUUGUCACCAACAUCAUCGACCCAUUUGUGGGCUAUAGUGUCCCUGCCCAGCUUUGGACCACCUUCCUCUGGCUAGGCUACAUUAACUCAGGCCUCAACCCUUUCCUCUAUGCUUUCUUGAAUAAGGCAUUUCGUCGAGCUUUCCUUAUCAUUCUGUGCUGUGAUGAGGAACGUUAUCGGAGACCUUCUAUCCUGGGUCAGACAGUUCCUUGUUCUACCACUACUGUCAAUGGGUCCACGCAUGUGCUAAGGGAAGAGAGAGAGAGAGAACACCAUCGCUCUAAUGAAACAAUGCACCUGGCAACCAGCCAUCCCCCAGAGUCGAUCAAGGUUCCCCACUGUUGUGAGAGUCACAGCCGAUGACCAAGAAGCAGGAGCCCCCAGAACUAUUGGGGGAUUCCUGGGGGUUGGACACUUGCCUACUGAAGAGGCUAUGUGGCGUGAACGCACAGGCAGCCCAGGACAUCGGAAAAGAGUCUAAACUCCCUGUGGUCUGGUAGAUACCAGGAAAGGGCUCUGCUCCUUCUUUGCUUCCUGUGGCAAAAAGCACCUGCUGACUAAACAUCCUUUGAGGCCGCAGUUGUUUGUGCUGGGAGGCUAGCAAAACCAAAGGACAGUUCGGGUUGCUGAUUCCUUCUUCAGAGGAAGAUUCAAUCACAUUCCAUUUCAUAAGAAUGGCAAGUACUGGUUCCUCCUUCAGGGGACAGUUUGGGCUCUGUUGAUCUUCAGAGGCUGCUAACUUCUUCCAAGAAAGUCGCAGGCUGGCUCCAUCUCCCUGGAAAACAUUCUGAGAAGCAGUUCUAGCUAGAACUGUGAAUAGACAAAGUGAACCCAGUUUUCAGGAGCAGCCACAGCCUCGACAGAAGCUUUGGUCCAAAGGAGAACACGAGAGACCAUCCAAAUGUUAUGCAUGAUUUUUGGCUGUAGGACGUUCUGUGAUGUUUAUGCAAGCAGACCUGUCGUCUCUCUUCUCUCAGGUCUUCUGCAUUAGUGUUUUCUGGCUUUUUAAAGUUGUAGUUUGGGGGAGGGGGUUGUUGUUGUUGUUGUUGUUGUUGUUUUCUGCUUCUCUAGUUGUUGUGAUUGUUUCUUAAUAUGUCUCUCUCCUGAAGCCCCACAAAGGCAAAAUAAAGCAAC
Molecule: messenger RNA, 2150 nt
Organism: Vombatus ursinus (common wombat)
Lineage: Eukaryota; Metazoa; Chordata; Mammalia; Diprotodontia; Vombatidae
Gene: HTR4
Product: 5-hydroxytryptamine receptor 4
Exons: 7
Coding region: 189-1379 (396 amino acids)
Biological process (GO): adenylate cyclase-activating adrenergic receptor signaling pathway; regulation of appetite; chemical synaptic transmission
Cellular component (GO): plasma membrane
Molecular function (GO): G protein-coupled serotonin receptor activity
Source: RefSeq, a predicted model, not a curated record